AUGGGCCAUUUUGUCGACGAAAUCCCGCCUCAUCUUGCGGAAUGGAUCCUAAAACAGCAGAUGUUCUGGGUAGCAUCUGCCCCUCUCUCACCUGAUGGUCACGUCAAUGUUUCCCCGAAAGCCAUAGAAGGAACGUUCCAUGUCGUCAACUCACGACGUGUGUGGUACGAAGAUCUCUCCGGAACGGGCGCCGAAACCGUUUCACACAUCAGAGAGAACGGUCGCGUAACGAUCCUCUUCCAUGCCUUCGAAGGCCCUGCGAGAAUUGUCCGUUUGUAUGGAAAAGGCUUUUUCUAUGAAAUCGGAACUCCGGAAUACGAAGCUCUGCUGCCGGCGGAUAAGCGCAUUCCUGGUUCGCGUGCCGUUAUAGGAGUGGAUGUUCACAAGGUCGGUACGACUUGUGGAUAUGCAGUGCCAUAUUACAAGUUUAUCGGCCAUCGUUCUCAACUCGUGGACUGGGCAGCGAGGAAGGAGGCGUUCGAUCAUGAAGAUACGAUAACAGCGAAAUCCGCUCCUCCUCCCCCAUCAGCCUCGACGGCUCCAUCCCACAGUUCGCUCUCUCCUUCCCCGUCUGUCUCCGGGGCCUCGUGGAGGGAGCUUAUCAAUCCCAAGGGCAUGGUGCAAUGGUGGCAGUCUCGCAACCUGAAGAGCAUCGAUGGCCUGCCCGCGUUCUCUGUGAAUCUUGGCCGCGGAUUCCCCUUUGGAUUCUCUAUCCGCCCUGCUCCCAUCCAGAACCCCCGACUUCUACAUAAAGAGCGCUCCAUAGCACCAAGCGCAAACGCCUCGUACCUCUCUUCGACGGCGCAGAAGCUGGAGGAGUCGCCCGAGCUCCACAGUGAUGUGAUGCUCGCUACCAAACAUCAAGCAUACCACGAUAUAUCCACACUCACGGCCGCUGUCGUUCCUUUCCUCCUGACGUUCAUCGUUGGGGUAUGGCUAGGACGCAUGUACGAGAGCCACAUCUCCGGUGAUCAAGGAUCCCUGAUUGCUCAAGCAUUCAGAGAUCGACAUGACUCCUUUACUUCAUUGAUUCGCAACUAA
Molecule: messenger RNA, 1041 nt
Organism: Cyclocybe aegerita
Lineage: Eukaryota; Fungi; Basidiomycota; Agaricomycetes; Agaricales; Hemipholiotaceae
Source: the annotation of a GenBank genome assembly